Messenger RNA from Trichomycterus rosablanca, 2624 nucleotides. It is a transcript of the gene dpy19l3, whose product is annotated as dpy-19 like C-mannosyltransferase 3. The transcript is spliced from 17 exons. The record is from RefSeq and is a predicted model, not a curated record. Gene Ontology annotation, molecular function: mannosyltransferase activity. Lineage: Eukaryota; Metazoa; Chordata; Actinopteri; Siluriformes; Trichomycteridae. Bases 140 to 2323 code for a protein of 727 amino acids. Gene Ontology annotation, cellular component: nuclear inner membrane.
UUGCUGAAAUAAUUUGAUAUUCUCAAGGAUCUUGUGUUGACCUUGUACCAUUUGGGAACAGUUUAAAUGUGCGGUUAAUGAGCUGACAAUGUUUGAUUGAGCAAAGAAGGACUUUAUCAGUGCUAGGACUGAUGGACUGAUGGAGGCUCGACGCAGAGGCAAGACCCGUCAAGAGAAUAAUUUGAGCAGUUCUUCGGGAAGCUCGGACACAUGCAGAGAUCUAGCAAAGAAGCACCGGGGAGACGGACCGUCCGGGAACUCUUCAUCAAACAGGCUCAUGGUGGCUGGUUUAUUGUUGGCGGGGGUGAUGGGACUCUUCCAUGCCUGGUAUGUUUACUCAAUCCACGAGAAUCUACUUUGGUUUUCCCAGUUAGAGGAAGUCGAGCGGGAAAUCUCCUUUCGGACGGAAUGUGGCCUGUACUACUCCUACUACAAACAGAUGCUGAAAGCCCCGUCUGUACUAGAAGGUCUGUCUGAGCUCAUACAUGACAACGCUACCGAGUCGAUGACGACCAUUAAUAUUCUACAACGUAUGAACAUCUAUCAGGAGGUGUUUCUGAGCAUCCUGUACCGGAUUCUGCCCAUUCAGUCCUACCUGGAGCCAGUGUACUUCUACAUCUACACUGUGUUUGCUCUACAAGCCGUGUAUGUCCUAGCUCUCUUCCUCACCAGUUGGCUACUCAGUGACACAUGGCUGGCUGGGGCACUUGCUGCCUUCUGGUAUAUCAUCAACAGAGUAGACACCACGCGUGUGGAGUUCACGAUUUCUCUGAGAGAGAACUGGUCUCUGCCGUUCUUCGCACUGCAGGUCGCCGCCAUCACCUGCUAUCUGCGUCCGCAGCUAAAACUGCACCAACAGAGGGUGGUGCUGUGGCUGGUGUUCGUCUGCACCUUGUGUUUCUGUCUGACAUGGCAGUUUAAUCAGUUCAUCCUGCUGGUGCAGGCCCUUCUUAUCUUCACUCUGGACUCGCUGGACUUUCUAACGGCCGAUCAGGCGACGUCCUUGUACCUGGUGCAGGUGAUAAGUCUGCUGUGCGUGUGGUUGCUCCAGUUCUGCAACUCCAUGAUUCUGGGUUCACUGGUGCUCAGCUUCAUCGUGUCUGUACUCGUCAUCAAACACUUCCAGACGGGGCUGAAGACGGGAGGUUUCCUUGUGCGUGUAGCAAAGCUGUCUCUCCACGCGCUCCUGGUGCUCGCGUUAACCUUCGUCAUCAAUAAUUUAGCCAAGAAGGCCCUGCAGCUGAGAUCAGACGAGCACAUCUUUAAGUUCAUAAAGGCCAAGUUUGGCUUAGGGGCCACGAGGGAUUUUGAUGCUAGUCUGUAUCUGUGUGAGGAGGCGUUCGGCUUAUUACCUCUAGACACGUUCGAGCGUUUGGCUGCUACUCUGUUGGUGUACCCUUACCUCUGCACUCUCUUGGUCCUGCUCAUCAUACUGGCACUUGCUGCCUUUACCAACCUCAGGGACUUUGGAGCCGGACGAGCAUCCGGAUACCAAGAGAAGGCAGCCAUCAGCAUGCGGCCAGACGUCGCCUACAACCUCCUACACACAGUCCUCUUUGGCCUGCUGGCUUUCUCCACCAUGAGGAUGAAAUAUCUGUGGACGGGUCAUAUGUGUGCCUUUGCUGCCUUCGGGGUGUGCGGUAAAGAGGUGUGGACGCUGUGUCUGCGAGUCAUCCACUGCAACACCGAAGGAAAGCUCAGGCUGAUCAGAUACUCCGUUCCCAUUGUUCUCCUGACGUUCCUUUGUUACAAGUUCUGGCCCAGACUGACGGAAGAACUUUCCGAGCUCCGAGAAUUUUAUGACCCUGACACUGUGGAGCUGAUGACGUGGAUCAGCUCCGACACCCCCAGGCGUGCAGUGUUCGCGGGCAGCAUGCAGCUGCUGGCGGGGAUAAAGCUGUGCACGGGCAGAGCGCUCACCAAUCACCCGCACUACGAGGACCGGGCACUGCGCGAGAGGACCAGGCAGGUGUACCAGAUUUACGCUCGGCAGUCCGCCCAGGAGGUGCACAGGCUGUUGCGCUCCGUAGGAGCCGACUACGUGGCGUUAGAGGACAGCAUCUGUCACGAGCGUCGCCACAGCCGCGGCUGCAGACUCAGGGACCUGCUCGACCUGGCCAACGGACACGUCAUGGACGGGCCCGGGGAGAACGAGCCGGAUCUGACGCCGUCCCCUCACCCUCGCUUCUGCCAGGCGGUGAAGAGCGGCGAAGCUCCGUACUCCGGCCUCUUCACCCGCGUCUUUCGCAACAAGACCUUCGACGUGUACAAGCUGAAUAAAGCCAAGAAGAAGAAGAACGGCGGGACGGACGGAGGUGCGUAGACGGCGGCCCGGGAGGACGGCGAGUCGGCGGAGGCGGUGGGACCGCGUCGCGCGCGUCUCGCGACGGAGAGGCGACCGCCCCGACCCGGACGGGCGGACGGCGGGCCGACGGGGCGGCGGACGAGACCCCCGUCGAACCGCGCCACGCGAAGCGGCGAGAGGUCACGUUUGAAGGAGCGCGCGAAGAGUGUUUUUUCAUCCUUUCGGUUUGUUUUUCGGUGUCGUUUGUUCUCUCUCUUGUACGUCGGUCGUUUACGUGCGUUAAGUUCGGUGUGUUAAUAAAGUGUCUCCUGUAACACUC